Messenger RNA from Knipowitschia caucasica, 1779 nucleotides. NCBI's taxonomy places the organism in Eukaryota, Metazoa, Chordata, Actinopteri, Gobiiformes, Gobiidae. The record is from the annotation of a GenBank genome assembly.
AUGGAGCAGAUAGAAGAGAAAGGCAACGCUUCAGGGAUCUCAAAAACAUCUAAAAAGAGUGGCAGAAAGUCGAAAGGAUUCAGCGAGGAGGAAGAAGCCCGAAGGAGAGAGGCAGUGAAGGAAGCUCUGCGGGAGAAGCUUGAUCUUGAGAAACGGGCGUUGCAGAUUGUGGAGCGCCUUUUGGAGGACAGCGUGUCCGAGGACUUCCUUAUAGAUUGUGCAUGGUUCAUCACUCCUGCAAACUACAAAGACGCUAUAGAGGAGAGGUCUAUUGUCAAACUCUGUGGAUUCCCUCUUUGUCCAAAUAAACUGGGAAAGAUCCCUACGCAGCAGUUUAAGAUCUCCACCAAGACAAACAAGGUCUAUGACAUCACAGAGCGUAAGUUAUAUUGCAGUAAUUUCUGCUACAAAGCCUCCAAACAGUUUGAGAUGCAGAUAUCAACUACGCCACUUUGGCUGCGAAAUCAUGAGAGCCCUCCCCAAAUAACGUUAAUGAAGAGAGGAGACAGUGGAAGUUCCGGGGAAGAAAUCAAACUUUCCCAGAACCGUCUCCAGGAAGACGACGUGGAGAAUCCUUCGCUCGCACAAACAGAAGAACCUGGAAAACCAGGAGCGAAAAGUGUCAAUUCUGACAACAGCGACAACAGCGACGACAGCGACACCGAACAGGACUUUGUCUCGAGCGUGGUCUCUGCAAAAACCGGUCCCAAAGAAGUGCAUUGGGGCGAUCUGCCAAAAUACGACAAAACGCAAAGUACGACGGACUGUGCGGACAGAAAAGGGGAAAUAAAUGGUAACGAUGUAGCGGUGGAUGAAGCUACGACGCAAUUACAUUCGUGCAGCUUGUCGGAGAAAACCUCUGAAUCAAAUGAGGCAGAAAUUGAGGGAAAAAUCAAAUCUGAGCCAAAAAAUGACCCCAGCAGAAUCCAAGACACAGACGAUACUAAUAUCAACAUCACUCAAGUUGGAAUGAGUAAAAAGGGCGCGGUCGGUCUGAGAAAUCUACUCAAACAACACGGAACUAAAGCAGAUUCAGUCCGACUCAAGCUGUUGGAAAGUUUGAAGACGACGCUGCGAGAAUGGGCCACGGAGGAGACGCGGAGGGUUUUGUUCGGGUUCGAAGGUUCCGUGGGGAAGAUUUCUGGAAGCGAGACGAAAACACAAAAGGAGGAAGAGGAGGAGGAGGAGCUGGACGAGGAUGAUCUGGAGGAGGAACAGUGUGGAGAAGGAGGAGCAGAGGAGGCGACCGCAGCAGCACUUCCAGACUUCGAGACUCUGAAGAAGGAGACGGAACACAUGAAUCUCAGAGUGAAGGAGUUUUAUAGAGGCACCUGGGAAGUGGCAGAGGAGCAGCGGGAAACCAGAACAGAUACCAAGGAGCCGACCUCUGAAGGGAUUGAGCCCGUCCUGCCGCUGGUCGACUCCAAAGCGCAGCACGUCAUCCAGAAGAAGAUCGUUGUGGACAAGCUCAGCGGAUGCCUCAAAAACCUCGUUGGUCGACUCGGUCUCACUAUGAACGACAUCUCCUCUCAUCUCAACAACCUGGUGCGGACGUUCAGAUUCAGCAACACAAACAUCAUCCACAAGACCCCAGAGUGGGCCGUCCUCGCUGUGGUCCUGCUGCAUCUGUUGUCUGCCGUCUCGUCUCUGGUCCGCGAGGUCCUGGAGCAGCCGUCGUCUCUGCAGAUUCUGGACUCUGUGACGCAGGAUCUGGGCCUGGAGGAGACGGAUCUGCUGGACUUAGUGCAAACAUUCAAACACACGGACCACACGCAAUGA